AUGAAAGCUUUUCAUUUUGAUGAAAAGAUCCUGCUGAAGAAGCAAACUAGGCAAGGAGAGAGGAGAGGAGACAAGGAGAGAGGAGCGGUGACAAGGAGAGAGGAGGAGACAAGGAGAGAGGAGGAGACAAGGAGAGGAGGAGACAAGGAGAGAGGAGAGAAAACAAGGAGAGACAACAAGGAGGAGACAAGGAGAGAGGAGAGAAAACAAGGAGAGACAACAAGGAGGAGACAAGGAGAGAGGAGAGAAAACAAGGAGAGAGGAGAGGUGACAAGGAGAGAGGAGGAGACAAGGAGAGAGGAGGAGACAAGGAGAGAGGAGGAGACAAGAGAGAGAGGAGGGAGACAAGGAGAGUCGAGGAGACAAGGAGAGAGGAGAGGUGACAAGGAGAGGAGAGGAGACGAGGAGAGGAGACAAGGAGAGAGGAGGAGACAAGGAGACGAGGAGAGGAGACAAGGAGAGAGGAGGAGACAAGGAGAGAGGAGAGGUGACAAGGAGAGGAGCGGAGACAAAGGAGAGAGGAGGAGACAAGGAGAGAGGAGAGGUGACAAGGAGAGAGGAGGAGACAUGGAGAGAGGAGAGGUGACAAGGAGAGGAGCGGAGACAAGGAGAGAGGAGGAGACAAGGAGAGAGGAGAGGAGAGGAGAGGAGACAUGGAGAGAGGAGGAGACAAGGAGAGAGGAGGAGACAAGGAGAGGUGACAAGGAGAGAGGAGGAGACAAGGAGGGAGGAGGAGAAGAGGAGAGAAAACAAGGAGAGAGGAGAGGUGACAAGGAGAGAGGAGGAGACAAGGAGAGAGGAGGAGAGAGGAGAGAGGAGAGGAGACAAGGAGAGAGGAGAGGUGACAAGGAGAGAGGAGGAGACAAGGAGAGAGGAGGAGACAAGGGAGAGAGGAGGAGACAAGGAGAGAGGAGAGGUGACAAGGAGAGGAGAGGAGACAGGAGAGAGGAGGAGACAAGGAGAGGAGGAGACAAGGAGAGAGGAGGAGACAAGGAGAGAGGAGGAGACAAGGAGAGAGGAGAGGUGACAAGGAGAGGAGAGGAGACAAGGAGAGAGGAGGAGACAUGGAGAGAGGAGAGGAGACAAGGAGAGAGGAGGAGACAAGGAGAGAGGAGAGGUGACAAGGAGAGGAGAGGAGACAAGGAGAGAGGAGAGGUGACAAGGAGAGAGGAGGAGACAAGGAGAGAGGAGAGGUGA
Messenger RNA from Knipowitschia caucasica, 1197 nucleotides. NCBI's taxonomy places the organism in Eukaryota, Metazoa, Chordata, Actinopteri, Gobiiformes, Gobiidae. The record is from the annotation of a GenBank genome assembly.